Molecule: messenger RNA, 3157 nt
Organism: Dufourea novaeangliae
Lineage: Eukaryota; Metazoa; Arthropoda; Insecta; Hymenoptera; Halictidae
Gene: betaCOP
Product: coatomer subunit beta
Exons: 10
Coding region: 173-3046 (957 amino acids)
Biological process (GO): intracellular protein transport; endoplasmic reticulum to Golgi vesicle-mediated transport; intra-Golgi vesicle-mediated transport
Cellular component (GO): cytoplasm; COPI vesicle coat
Molecular function (GO): structural molecule activity
Source: RefSeq, a predicted model, not a curated record
UUAGUCCCCUGAUGUAGGGGUUUGACACGUAUACUGUUUUCCUUGUUUCCGGAUUUGUAUAAAUGUCAUUUGACCAUUGGAAAGAUAUCGUUGUUCUUCAUUUCCACGUGAUUUUCUCGUGAUCAGAUCGUGAGAGGAAAUCUCCUUGGCAAAGAGUAAAACAGUUGCAAACAUGAGCACUAUCACAGAACAACCUUGUUAUACUCUGAUAAACAUUCCAACUGAUACAGAGCCACUAAAUGAGCUCCAGUUGAAGCGAGACUUAGAAACUGGCAAUGUUCAAACAAAAAUUGAUGCCCUUAAGAAAACCAUUCACAUGAUAUUGAGUGGAGAACGUCUGCCAGGACUUCUGAUGACCAUUAUUAGAUUUGUUCUGCCUUUCCAGGAUCACACGAUUAAGAAACUUUUAUUGAUAUUUUGGGAAAUAGUCCCAAAAACUUCCUCCGAUGGCAAAUUACUUCAAGAAAUGAUUUUAGUUUGUGAUGCAUAUAGAAAGGACUUGCAGCAUCCAAAUGAAUUUGUUAGAGGUUCAACUCUGAGAUUCUUAUGCAAAUUGAAAGAGCCAGAACUUUUGGAGCCACUGAUGCCUGCAAUAAUUGCUUGUCUAGAGCAUAGACACUCUUAUGUUAGACGUAAUGCUGUCUUGGCUAUCUUUACAAUUUACAGAAAUUUUGAGUUUCUGAUUCCUGAUGCUCCAGAGUUAAUAGCUAAAUACUUGAAGGGGGAGCAGGACAUGUCUUGCAGAAGAAAUGCAUUUUUGAUGCUGUUACACGCUGAUCAGAGCAGGGCACUGUCUUAUUUAGCUGCUUGUUUAGACCAAGUGCCCAGUUUUGGCGAUAUCUUGCAACUGGUUAUCGUGGAAUUAAUUUACAAGGUGUGCCUUGCAAAUCCAUCGGAAAGAGCACGUUUUAUUAGAUGUAUUUAUAGUUUAUUGAAUUCUCCAAGUGCUGCUGUACGAUACGAAGCAGCUGGCACUUUGGUGACACUUUCCAGUGCUCCGACUGCAAUUAAAGCUGCAGCUUCCUGUUACAUUGAGUUAGUUGUUAAAGAAAGCGAUAAUAAUGUCAAACUGAUUGUGUUAGAUCGCUUGAUCGCGAUGAAAGAUAGUCCCAUUUAUGAAAGAGUACUCCAAGAUCUAGUUAUGGAUGUCCUGAGAGUUUUAGGUUCACCAGCAUUAGAAGUUCGAACUAAAACACUAGCUCUUGCAAUGGAUUUGGUAACCACUCGUACUAUCGAAGAAAUGGUUCAACUACUAAAAAAAGAAGUGUUGCGUACCGCUGGCGGGGAACAUGAAGAUGCUGGCAGAUACAGGCAGCUCCUUGUACGAACACUGCACGCCUGUUCCAUUAAAUUCUCAGAUGUAGCCGCUACAGUGAUUCCUGUACUCACAGAUUUUCUCUCCGAGAACAACGAAGCCGCGGCGACCGAUGUACUGGUGUUUGUCCGUGAAGCCAUUCAACGAUUCGAAAAUCUCAGACCGCUCAUCGUUGAGAAGCUUCUCGAAGUAUUUCCUCAUAUUAGAUCAGUGAAGGUACACCGAGCAGCGCUGUGGAUUCUGGGUGAAUACGCUACUUCGAAGGAAGACAUCGAGGCUGUCAUGAGUCGCAUACGGGCUGCGUUAGGUGAAUUACCAUUACUUGAAUCAGAGUAUAAACGUCAAGCUGGGGAGAAGUCGGAAGAUGGAAGCGCUCAAGCUGUCCCAGCACAGUUGGUUACAUCGGAUGGAACAUAUGCCACUCAAAGUGCAUUUAGUGCUGCAUCUACCCGCAAGAAAGAAGAAAAACGGCCGGCUUUGGUUCAAUACAUGAUGGAGGGCGACUUCUUCAUUGGUGCCUCACUAGCCACAACCUUAGCCAAGUUAGCGCUUCGCUAUAAGGGUCUUGAAAAUGACGCCCAAAAAAGUAAUCGCAUGCAAGCAGAAGCGAUGUUGGUGAUGUCCAGCGUAUUACAGUUAGGUCGUUCAGGAUUACCCGCAAAGGCAAUGACACACGACGACGCUGAACGACUCUCCUUGUGUCUGAGAUCCCUGGCCUGUCCAACACCACUUGUUCAGAAAGUGUUCACCGAGGGUUGUCGCGAUGCUCUUGGUAGAAUGUUAACAGCCAAGGCGGAGGAAGACUCGCAAAAUCAGAAGGCCAAAGAAAAGCCAGGUAGUAUUGUCCAAGUGGACGAUGCCAUACAGUUCUUACAACUGAGCCGUGGAUCGGAUGUAACUGGAGGAGCUGGUGAUAUGUUCGAACAGAGUCUCAGCGCUGCCGUUGCCGGAAGACCUGGCGCUAGCGGAGACGCUCCAGCUCCCAGUGCUUUGAGCAAAGUUACCCAAUUGACCGGCUUCUCGGACCCUGUAUAUGCGGAAGCCUUGGUCCAUGUUAAUCAGUACGAUAUUGUGCUCGAUGUAUUAAUCGUUAAUCAAACUGAAGAUACUCUGCAAAAUUGCACACUAGAGUUGGCGACGAUGGGGGAUUUGAAACUUGUGGAAAGGCCACAGCCUAUCGUGCUUGCGCCACGAGACUUCGCGAGUAUUAAAGCAAACGUGAAAGUAGCUUCCACAGAGAACGGAAUAAUAUUUGGAAACAUAGUUUACGACGUGUCUGGUGCUGGAUCUGAUAGGAGUGUUGUAGUCUUAAAUGACAUACACAUCGAUAUCAUGGACUAUAUAGUUCCGGCAACGUGCACUGACGCAGAGUUCCGGCAAAUGUGGGCGGAAUUCGAGUGGGAGAACAAGGUGUCUGUAAAUACUACUCUGUCAGACCUGAGAGAAUAUCUUGGCCAUUUAUUGAAGUCGACUAACAUGUGUUGUCUAACCCCGGAAAAGGCGCUCUCGGGACAAUGUGGCUUUAUGGCUGCGAAUAUGUACGCGAAAUCAAUAUUUGGCGAGGAUGCAUUAGCGAAUAUGUCCAUUGAAAAGCCACUGAACAAACCAGAUGCACCGGUAGUCGGCCAUAUUCGUAUCCGAGCGAAGAGCCAAGGAAUGGCGUUGUCGUUAGGAGAUAAAAUUAAUUCCACGCAGAAAGGUCCACAGAGCAAGGUCGUUUAUGCUGCUUAAAGCGUGUAGUUGUUAAUCUGUCUCAUUUGUCCUCAGUAUUCGAAUUGUUACGGGAAGCCCGAUUGGAUUCAUCAGGAACGCAAAUGGCGGCCAUCGUCUACUUUCGUUAAU